AUGGCCUCACUAGACGAACAGAUCCAUCAAGCCGUCACCGCUGCCCUCAAUCCAGGCCCACUCCAGUCGGAAGGGCUACACUUCCUCCAACAGCUGCGUUCAAAUCCCAAGGACUCAUGGCAACCCGGUCUCAUCUGCUUCAUCGCCGGCGCUCAGAACGACCAGCAUGAUCCUCACUCUUGGGCCUACAAGUAUCCCCCUCAGACUAGGUUGUUCGGCCUCCAACUGGUGGAUACCAUGUUACAGUUUUCAACUAGCUCGGAAGAGGAGAUCGGCUUGAAAAAGGCUUGCUAUGAAACCACGCGACAGCAACUGUGUGAUUACAUCCAUCGCGAAUUCGUCGAGGGCUCUGGAGAACCAGGCCUGGCGUAUCUUCGAAACAAGGUCGUCCAGACCCUCUUCCUCCUAUUCUUCCAAUCCUACCCAAAUAAUUGGACCGACUUCUUCUCAUCAUUCGCCGAUCUGACUCGCAGACAUCCUAAGGCAUCCUCACCCCCCGAUAACUCCAACCAGCCCUUGAACCCCCGUACAACCGACCUCUACCUACGACUCCUCCAUGAAAUAUCCUCCGAACUAUCUGAUGCGCUCCUCCGGAUUAAUAAACCUUCGUUCAGAUUGAGUAGGGAUGCCGAACUACGCGACGCCAUUCGAGAGCGUGAUGCUGCGAGGAUCGCUCGUGAAACGUUUGGGAUCGUCGCGGAGUCGCUCGAAGGACUGAGCAAGAAUGACAUAAAUUCAAACCAGGGAUUAUUUGGAAAACAGGCUCAAGAAUGUCUCGAGAUGGGCAUCAGGGUCGUCGAAGACUACGCCUCGUGGAUCGAUAUCUCCUUGAUCGUCACGCCGACCUGGAUUCCAUUCUUAUUUCAAUCCCUUCGACUCUCAAACAUCAGCAUUCGAUUAGCUGCUGCCGACGCGCUAAUCUGUAUCGUCACCAAAGGGAUGCCCGCAAGUAAUCGAAUUCAACUGUACAAUCUAUUGGGCCUGGUGGAUGUGUUGAAGGCCCUCAAAUCUGGAAAUAACGCCCGACGACAGGCGGGCGAAUGGAGUGAUGAAGAAGAUCAGUUCAGCGAACGUCUUGCGAAAAUCUUGAAUGGAAUGGGUGUCGAACUGUGCAAAGUGUGUGACGAUAGUUCGGUGCCUCUCGAAGUCCAAGCGGCAUCACUCGGUCUAGCUACUCAACUCCUGCCAUUACUCUUAUCUUUCGUCGAGGAAGAUGUAUUUGCUUCAUGUGCCUCCGUCCUCCCGUUCUCCUCAGCAAUCUUAUCGCGCUACAAGAAGGAUAAGAAGUUGGCGCCCGACUCUCACCUGACUCAGGAUAAGCGAACAUUCCUUUGUCAGCUCUUGCGGCUCAUCGUCAUCAAGAUUCGCUAUCCACCGGAUGACCUCUUCGAGUGGGAACCCCCGGCCUUACCUGGUGAAACUGAAGAUGAAGAUAUGGUAGUCUAUCAUGACCGCCGGCGGCAGUUGAAAACCGUAGUAGAAGCUAUUGCGGUCAUUGAUGAGGCCUUAUUUCAAGAGACUAUCGAUCCGCUCGUCUCAAACGUUCUAGACCACAUUAACUCUGGAGUUGGAAACGCUUCGAAUGUCUGUUGGCAAGAGGUCGAACUUGCCUUGGUAAUGCUUUACAAUUAUGGCGAGGCUGUUAGAGGUUCCGGCCCCACAAGUAUCCGAUCCUACGUUAUGAUUCCACCCGAGGAGAUCAAAAAGCACAACAAGAAUAAAGAUUACAAGAUUAACUACUCUCAGUAUCCACUAUCUAGCCUAGGAAACUUGUUGUUAAAGGCUUCUAAGGCAAUGAUUACCAAAUUCCCACACCCUUCGAUCGCCGUCCAAUGGUUUGAGUGCGUUACUCGUUACCAUGAAUUUUUUGAAGUCUUCACGGGUGCGAUCCAGGAUGUCUUGCCCAUGUUCUUAGAUGACCGAGGCUUACAUCAUCCGAACUCCAACAUUCGCUUCCGCUGCUGUUACCUAUUCUAUCGAUUUGUCUUGCAAGGAAAACCAGCUAUUCAGACUCACUUCAACCCUCAGGGUUGGCAAGCCAUAAUUGAUCAGCUAAAGGAUUUGAUCGUCAUUCAAGCUGAGCUCCCUAGCCAAUUGCUUUCGAAUGGAUCGGGAGAUGAGCAUGAUGUUUUGGUGAAGGCGGUCCAGUCCUCGAGCGCGUUCGACAGCCAGCUUUAUCUCUUCGAAGCUGUCGGGAUCCUCGUUUCGUUCUUCUCAGCUAACUCCGAACAGCAGAUUGCCUGCUUGCAAUCGAUCCUUCAGCCCUUGAUUACCCAGAUGAGAACCGAACUCAAAAAUCGUCCACUGAAUCCUACCGAUCUGAUCAAUGCCUUGAAGAUUCACCAUGCUAUCAUGGCCGUUGGCGCGAUCGCCAAAGGCUUUCCUAACUUGUCAUCUAAUACUUCCUCCUCAGCUACCUUCCCAUGGUUACAAGUAUUCAAAACGGCAACUGAUGACAUCAUGAGCGUCACCGAAAGACUGAAUGAUAUUCGGGUUCUUCGAGAUGCGACUCGUUCAUCAUUCCAUAAGAUCGUCGCUACCAUCGGAAUGGAGGCUCUACCUCAUGUUCCUGUGCUGAUCAAUUGUUUGCUUGACAAGCUCACUAAACCGGAGCUGGUAGAGUUUUUGUCAUUUGUUGGACAACUGGUUCAUAAAUACAAGGAAAACUUUAUCUCUCUCCUAGACAGCUUAUUGCUACCGCUCUUUUCGAAAAUCAUAAAUUUCCUCGACCAGCCGAUCACCGGAACCGACGAUGUGAUGUCUCAGUCUGAAUUAAGAAGAGGGUACUUCAACCUGUGCAACUCGAUCAUCGGUGCUCAAAUGCAUGGGAUCUUUGUUUCGCCUAAUAACCAGCCGCAUUUGGAGACAAUCUUGAAGACGAUCAUCGACCAACUUCAAGCCAAAGAAGUCUUGAUACCUGACCUGAGAUUCGGCUUCGGUCUCCUCAAGAACUUCUCCUCGAUCUGGUUAAAGGCGCCCCAGGCUGGACCCUCCCCCCUACCCGGAUUCGAACUCUUCCUCUACCAUCAGGUCGUCCCCCUCUGCUUUGCUAUACCGUGUAAACCUGGAUUUGAUUGGUCGGAUGCUGAAUCUUAUCUCGUCUUGACGGAAAUCAUUGGAAUCUUGAAGAUGUUGAUGACGAGCAGAGGCGAAGAAUUUGUAGAGUUCCUAGUCGGCAACUUGUUCCCAUCGAUGUCUUGUCCUCCUGAGAAAGGCCAGAAACUCAUCAAAGAGAUUCAAGAAACAACUGACCUGAAACCGUCGAGGAAACCAUUGGUUGAGUUCUUUGGCCGGAAUGCCAAAUGA
Molecule: messenger RNA, 3306 nt
Organism: Puccinia triticina
Lineage: Eukaryota; Fungi; Basidiomycota; Pucciniomycetes; Pucciniales; Pucciniaceae
Exons: 11
Coding region: 1-3306 (1101 amino acids)
Biological process (GO): tRNA re-export from nucleus
Cellular component (GO): cytoplasm; nuclear matrix; nuclear pore
Molecular function (GO): small GTPase binding; tRNA binding
Source: RefSeq, a predicted model, not a curated record